Pseudocercospora fijiensis CIRAD86 is the source of this 1785-nucleotide messenger RNA. RefSeq lists its product as uncharacterized. NCBI's taxonomy places the organism in Eukaryota, Fungi, Ascomycota, Dothideomycetes, Mycosphaerellales, Mycosphaerellaceae. The transcript has 5 exons. The record is from RefSeq and is a predicted model, not a curated record. Bases 1 to 1785 code for a protein of 594 amino acids.
AUGACGGCCGUGGGUGCUGGCUUUUUUGGGUACUCGCGGAUAGCUUCGCUGGCACGACGCUCGAUAUGCUCGUUUCGAACUCUCCAUAUCGACCCCGCCAAGGUGACACAGAACACGCAACUACAAGCUCACCUCUUCCAACUUCCCAUCUCUCCCGACCUCGCUAGAUGUAACAACGCAUCAGGAGCAGAGAUAACACAGGAUCUCCAAAUCAGACGUGACUCGAAUUUCGCUACGCUGUCAACUUCAGAUUCCAACUUUGCAACACAUCCUGCACGGCUGAGAAGCAGCAUUAACCCCCAAGCGACUCAAAUGGAGGCACGCGAGAACGAGAGACCGACUACCAAAAUCAGCAGACUCACGAUACGCAAUGCCAGUCUCGAGACAUCGCUCGACGAUUGUCUUGAGAAGUGUCACCAGCAAAUGCAGUCAAUCCUGUACCGCGACCUACCAAAAGAGAUUCGAGACAUGAUAUUCGAGUACGCCACAGCACAGUACGAGGACAUGGACAGAAAGUAUAAGGAGACUGCAUUCUGGUGUCGCCCUGGUCAUGGAGUAAGUCAUGUUCCCUUCAAGCUCCACUGCCACAUCCUGUCAAAAUUGUAUCCGAGAGCACAAGUUUCGUUUGAGACAUUCAUUGAUUAUGGACCUCACAAAACCUGUACUAAUCUACUAUUGACAUGUAGACGCAUUUGGCUCGAAGCAAAUGCGUUACCGAUGAAGCAAGCCGUAUUCACUUUCUGGAUGAGGCCAACACGAGGGCCACCCGAGAAGCAUCCCGACACAGGAGGAUAUGGUCGAGAUCCAAUUCGUAACAAUACCUUGACCAAGCUCAAUCGAGAAAGUCUGACCACUCUUCACUACUUCUUGCAAAUGUUCGUCGCGGAGAGCAUGUUCUUUCCGAACAAUGAGGAGACAUCGCUAAUCCAGCGAUUGAAGCCAAAGGUGCUUCGCAUCACAAUCAGACAUACUGACUGGUGGUAUUGGGAGGGCGAUGAGCCUCUGAGACUCAAGGAUUCGUGGGUGCAGCGUGCGCUUGACGCUCCUUUUAUGGCGAGUGUAAAUGAUAUCAGUCUUGAGCUCGAGACGCUAGAGCGCAAGAAGAGUCAACUUCAGGUCAUCGUUGAUCGUCUUACCAAGAUGAAAGGCAGAGCGAGUUUGAACGAUGGCAUGGUCACGAGAUUUGAGAUGAGCGGCGAACCACACGUAUGGCACUGGACUGGCCCUUCCAACAUCGAUGGCCAGGAGUACGAGCCCUACAAAGGUCUGAAGACUCUCGACUAUCGAGUCGUCACGCUCAAAUGGAAACGAGUGCCGAUUCGUGAAAAAGACGUGCAAGACGUGCUCGAAGGGCUCAGUACGAAUGCAACCGCUGCACGCCCGACUGGCCAGCAAAGGUGGCGUGACGGCUGGAAUGCCCGAAUUGCACGGCUCCGGUUGGCUGGCGUGGGUCGCUGCAGCCAAAACAGCGUCACCCUCGCUGAAUACUUGAUGCGGAAGGAGUCGAUGGAGAGGGCGCUGAAAACACAACGGCAGAUGGAAUCGCGGUUCAGGAAGAUGUUUGCGGAAAUCGAAGCGAGGAACUUCGAAGAGAGAUGGCAAGAGCGAAUGAGAUAUCGUGACGAUGACGAUGCCUCUAGACUAGGCAUACGGGUUCUAAGACUCCAUGUACGAAUGCAUGAACACAGUCAUCUUCGAAUAGACGAGUCGAUGAGGUCUCAUCAAGAAAGCUUCAAUUCGGCUCAAGACUACUACUGCGAUGCAACUACCACGGCUCUCUUCUGA